This is a messenger RNA of Dentiscutata heterogama, 200 nucleotides long. NCBI's taxonomy places the organism in Eukaryota, Fungi, Glomeromycota, Glomeromycetes, Diversisporales, Gigasporaceae. The record is from the annotation of a GenBank genome assembly.
AUGUCGGAUAAUCAGGAUGUAGUGAUUACAACUACGACUGAUGAAAAUAUAGAGCCAGUUCUAUCGGAAGAAUUACAGAAAGCCUAUAAUGCUCUGCCUUCAAAGUGUGCUGUAUCUUACUAUAAUCUUAGAGACAACACUGCUAAAGUAGCUUUUUUUGAAUCUAUAAUAGCAGUGCGAAAGGACGAACGUAAAAAGGA